Messenger RNA from Suncus etruscus (white-toothed pygmy shrew), 1323 nucleotides. RefSeq names its product gamma-aminobutyric acid type A receptor subunit pi (gene GABRP). Gene Ontology annotation, cellular component: neuron projection; synapse; GABA-A receptor complex. The transcript is spliced from 9 exons. The coding region runs from base 1 to 1323 and encodes 440 amino acids. Gene Ontology annotation, biological process: chemical synaptic transmission; regulation of membrane potential; signal transduction. Gene Ontology annotation, molecular function: neurotransmitter receptor activity; extracellular ligand-gated monoatomic ion channel activity; GABA-A receptor activity. The record is from RefSeq and is a predicted model, not a curated record. Lineage: Eukaryota; Metazoa; Chordata; Mammalia; Eulipotyphla; Soricidae.
AUGGAGACCACUCUCCACUGUUCACUUCUGUGCCUCAGUCUCUUCAUUGCCAGGAUGUGUGCCCUGGGCGGUCAGCUUAGCAGUGAGGCCAGCAGACGGGACAAGCUCUCCCUGCCGGGCUUCGAGAACCUCACUGCAGGUUACAACAAGUUUCUCAGACCCAACUUUGGCGGGAAGGCUGUGCGGGUAGCUCUGAACUUGGACAUUGCAAGCAUUUCCAGUAUCUCAGAGAGCAACAUGGACUACACAGCCACAAUAUACCUCAGACAGCGCUGGACAGAUGAGCGGCUGGUAUUUGAGGGCAACAAGAGCUUCACUCUGGAUGCACGCCUGGUGGAGUUCCUCUGGGUGCCCGACACUUAUAUUGUGGAGUCCAAGACCUCGUUCCUCCAUGAGGUAACCGUGGGCAACAGGCUCAUCCGCCUGUUUGCCAACGGCACCGUUCUCUAUGCACUCAGAAUCACAACGACUGUGGCAUGUAACAUGGAUCUGUCCAAGUACCCCAUGGACACACAGACAUGCAAGUUACAACUGGAAAGCUGGGGUUAUGAUGGCAAUGAUGUGGAAUUCAGCUGGCUGCGAGGCAAUGACUCAGUUCGAGGCCUGGAGAACCUGCGGCUUGCGCAAUACACAGUCCAGCGGUACUUCACCUUGGUCACCAUGUCACCGCAGGAGACAGGAAAUUACACACGCCUGGUGCUGCAGUUUGAGCUCCGGAGAAACGUCCUCUACUUCAUUCUGGAGACCUAUGUGCCCUCCACCUUCCUGGUGGUCUUAUCCUGGAUCUCAUUCUGGAUCUCCCUGGAGUCUGUCCCUGCAAGAACCUGCAUUGGUGUGACUACGGUGCUCUCCAUGACCACAUUGAUGAUCGGGUCCCGCACGUCUCUCCCCAACACCAACUGCUUCAUAAAGGCCAUUGAUGUGUACCUGGGGAUCUGCUUCAGCUUUGUGUUUGGGGCCCUGCUGGAAUAUGCUGUGGCCCACUACAGCUCCUCACAGCAGAUGGCAGCCAAGGACAGGGGCAUGACCAAGGAAGUGGAGGAAGUCAAUAUCACUAACUUCAUCAACAGCUCCAUCUCCAGCUUCAAACGGAAGAUCAGCCUUGCCAACAUUGAGAUUUCUGGGGAUAACAUAGACUACAGUGACCUGACGAUGAAAACCAGCGACAAGUUCAAAUUUGUCUUCCGGGACAAAAUGGGCAGGAUUGUGGACUAUUUCACAAUUCAAAAUCCCAGUAAUGUUGACCGAUACUCCAAACUAUUGUUUCCUUUGAUGUUCAUGCUAACCAAUGUAUUUUACUGGGCCUACUACAUGUAUUUCUGA